AUGGCACCCCCACGCAAGGCCUUGAUUGCUAUCACUUCCGCUCAUGCGCCGCUCUACCCAGACGGCAAGGAGACAGGUCUAUUCAUCACUGAGGCCCUUCAUCCAUUCAAUGUCUUCAAAAAAGCAGGCUUCGAGGUCGACCUCGUCUCCGAGACUGGUACUUACCAACCGGAUUGGUUGUCUCAGCAGAAAGACUGGCUUCCAGACGAGGAUCGUGCCGUCUGGGAAGAUCACUCGAGUGAAUUCCGUUCCAAGCUUGAUAAAUUGCUGAAGCCAAGCGACAUCAAAGCGGAUAACUACGGCCUUUUCUUCGCUUCCGCUGGCCAUGCGUCGCUGAUUGAUUACCCUGAUGCCAAGGGUCUGCAGUCAAUUGCUGCUAAGGUGUAUACUGACGGUGGCAUUGUAUCUGCUGUGUAUGGAGUUCCUUCUAUUACCCCCUCAAAUGACGGUGACACUAUACUAAUUACAUCCCACAGUUGCCAUGGAGGAGCCAUCUUCCCCGGCAUUAUUGACCCCUCCACCGGAAAGUCUGUCAUUUCCGGUCGCAAGGUAACUGGCUUCACCACCCGUGGUGAAGAGGAAGAAGGUGUCCUGGACACCAUUAAGAGCUGGAAAAGACCUACCAUUGAGGCUUCUGCAGCUGACUCUGGAGCAACCUAUGUCUCUCCCGCUGGACCUUGGGAUGCUUUCACCAUCACGGACGGACCUAUUGUCACCGGUGCGAACCCUGCCAGUGCUCAUGUUACUGCUGAGGCUGCGGUCAAGGCUUUUGAUGCGCUUUAA
Messenger RNA from Aspergillus oryzae RIB40, 783 nucleotides. RefSeq lists its product as uncharacterized. Lineage: Eukaryota; Fungi; Ascomycota; Eurotiomycetes; Eurotiales; Aspergillaceae. The record is from RefSeq and is a predicted model, not a curated record. The coding region runs from base 1 to 783 and encodes 260 amino acids. The transcript is spliced from 4 exons. Gene Ontology annotation, molecular function: glyoxalase III activity.